UAGGGCAGUGCUCAACUGCCGGCGGAAGGACUCAAGGAUACGAAAAAAUAGUCGAUUCUUGCCGUCUGGGACUGUAUUUGCAUAAGUACUCCGUAUUAUAUAUACCGAUCGGCUUCUACCGUUCUACCAUUCUACCAACGCUUAAACCCAAGGUAUACUUAUUUAUUAUCAGAAGAAAGAAGAAACAAAGAAUAUGGAGGAUGAAGAUUUCAAUAAACCGUGUUUUGUAGUCAGGCCGCACGACGGCACCACAAACUGCUUUGUCCCCAGCUCCCAUAUUCAUGCCCGUUUCUCCUGGAAAGAUCAGAUCUCGACCAUCACUUUGCCGGCCGAUUUACUAUCAGAGUCUCAGGAGUCCCAGCGUCGAUUCGUCCGCAAUUCCCGGGAUCUGCGUAAAUGGCAGAUUGACGAUGAUGUCAUGAAUGCUGUUGCCGACAAAUUGAUUGACAAAAUGCGCUGUUACGAAUUGCAGUGUAAUCUCCUGGUAGACAUCAUUCCUCCAGCGGAGGACGAUCCUGAGGCGAGGGCGGCGGCCGCGGUGGCCUCCAAGAAGCUUCUCAGGAAAUUCAGUAUACUCGUGUUAUUAGACGUUAUUAUUAUUGCAAUUAGUGGUGUUUUUUUGUUGUUUUGGAAGCGGGAAAUUUGAACUUUUAAUGUUUUUAUCGGAUUUAUUCUAUAGGCUUGACGGUUUACACAUGAAUACGCAAAUAAGAAAUUUUAUACUACCUUAUUUGUAUACUGCCUUAUAGAAUACCAGGCUUUCUAUUAUAUUGGUCUUCUGCCCAUGGGGAGGAGACUGAACAGUGAGCAUUAUACUCCGUAUUUGUUACUUUGUUGUAAUGCCCAGAGACAUUG
This is a messenger RNA of Cuscuta epithymum, 855 nucleotides long. Lineage: Eukaryota; Viridiplantae; Streptophyta; Magnoliopsida; Solanales; Convolvulaceae. The record is from the annotation of a GenBank genome assembly.